Messenger RNA from Juglans microcarpa x Juglans regia, 1134 nucleotides. Its product is annotated as kelch-like protein 8. The transcript has a single exon. NCBI's taxonomy places the organism in Eukaryota, Viridiplantae, Streptophyta, Magnoliopsida, Fagales, Juglandaceae. The coding region runs from base 1 to 1134 and encodes 377 amino acids. The record is from RefSeq and is a predicted model, not a curated record. Gene Ontology annotation, molecular function: protein binding.
AUGGGUUCCCUCCCUUCCCCUCCACGACCAGUUAUUGAUCUACCACCAUCACCAGAAAGCUCUGCCUCCAACUUUAAAGUUUAUGCCGUGUUUUCCCCAACUGAGCAAUGCCCAAAUACAUACAGAUCUAAUUCGAUUGAAUUUUACAAUCGCUUUAGUAACAGAUGGACUCGCGCUAGCUCUAUCCCUGGCCUAGUUGACAACCAUUUCUUGAAGGGUUUUGCAAUGGUCUCUCUAGGUGACUCCAUUUACAUAAUUGGCGGGAGGCUGUGCCACAGAGAAAGAUCUCAUGGCCCAGAUCAGGAUGAUUCGGAUCAUGACUUUGUAGAAGUGGAUGUUGAUGUCCUACCCUUGGUUUUGUGUUACAAUGUUAGGUCCGAACAAUGGUCCCGAUGUGCACCAUUAGGCACACCACGUUAUGAUUUUGCAUGCUCCGUUCAUGAUAACAAAAUCUAUGUGGCGGGUGGGAAAUCCACUUUAGCUACUGCAAGGGGUCUUCCGUCGGCUGAGGUGUACAAUCCUAGACUCGACAUGUGGACCCCGUUGCCUAAUAUGAAUACUUUGAGGUACAUGUGUGUGGGGGUGACAUGGCAAAGUAAAUUCUACGUGGUUGGAGGAUUUGCUGAGGAAGAGGACUCGGAUUCGAGGCUCAACAUGGUGUUGCGCAGUUCGGCCGAGGUGUACGACACGCAAGCGAGGAAGUGGGACCUCAUACAGGGAAUGUGGCAACUAGAUGUCCCACCUAAUCAAAUUGUCACGGUGGAUGCGAAGCUAUUUAGCUGUGGAGAUUGCCUAAAUGCAUGGAAAGGUCACAUUGAGGUCUAUGAUGGGGAGGUUAACAUAUGGAACGAAGUUGAUGGGUCACAAGGAGCCCUUAAUUCCUUAAGUUCUGCAUCCAACAAUGAUGAAAAUUGGCGGCCAAAUCAAAGGCUUUACCUCACAAUGGCACCGAUAGGAACCCGUAUAUAUUUCUUCACUGGCCACCGGAUGGCUGGGGAAUUAUCAAGAACAAUGUCAAGGGUCCACGUGUUUGACACGUCAGCAACUAGCAACGCUUGGAGGAGCCUUGACCCAAUGGAAGAGGUGGGCUUGAAAGAACUUUUCAGCCAUUGUUGUGUCGUUGAAGUCCAGUAA